Molecule: messenger RNA, 6338 nt
Organism: Malaclemys terrapin pileata
Lineage: Eukaryota; Metazoa; Chordata; Testudines; Emydidae
Gene: SLC9A6
Product: solute carrier family 9 member A6
Exons: 16
Coding region: 16-2079 (687 amino acids)
Biological process (GO): sodium ion transport; regulation of pH; proton transmembrane transport
Cellular component (GO): recycling endosome; membrane
Molecular function (GO): sodium:proton antiporter activity
Source: RefSeq, a predicted model, not a curated record
GCCGGAGCCGGAGCCAUGGCGCUGCGCGGCGGGGCUGAGCGCCGGCCCGGGCGGGGGCUGCUGCUGCUGCUGCUGGCGGCGGGGCUGGGCGCGGCGCGGGGGGAGGCCGCGGCCCGGCCCGUGGCGCUGGAGGAGGAGAUCGUGUCCGAGAAGGCGGCGGAGGAGAGUCACCGGCAGGACAGCGCCAACCUCCUCAUCUUCAUCCUGCUGCUCACCCUCACCAUCCUCACCAUCUGGCUCUUCAAGCACCGCCGCGCGCGCUUCCUGCACGAGACCGGCCUGGCCAUGAUCUACGGUGUUCUGAUGGGCGUCAUCCUUCGAUAUGGAAUUCACGUUCCCAGCGAUGUUAAUAAUGUGACCUUAAGUUGCCAAGUGCAAACCAGUCCAGCUACUUUGUUAGUAAAUGUUAGUGGGAAAUAUUAUGAGUAUACCCUGAAGGGGGAAAUCAGCCCUCAUGAACUUAAUAACGUUCAAGAUAACGAAAUGCUGAGAAAGGUGACUUUUGAUCCUGAAGUGUUUUUCAAUAUCUUACUCCCUCCAAUUAUAUUUUAUGCAGGAUACAGCUUAAAAAGGAGGCAUUUCUUCAGAAACUUGGGGUCAAUCCUAGCGUAUGCCUUUCUUGGAACGGCUAUCUCCUGUUUUGUGAUAGGGUCGAUCAUGUACGGCUGCGUAGCACUGAUGAAAGUAACUGGGCAACUUGGAGGAGAUUUUUACUUUACAGACUGUCUGUUGUUUGGUGCCAUAGUAUCAGCUACUGACCCAGUGACUGUUCUUGCCAUAUUCCAUGAGCUUCAGGUUGAUGUUGAGCUGUAUGCCCUUCUCUUUGGUGAAAGCGUCCUCAACGAUGCCGUUGCCAUAGUCCUGUCUUCUUCAAUCGUAGCAUACCAGCCGGCGGGCGACAACAGCCACACGUUCGAUGUCACAGCAAUGUUUAAGUCCAUUGGCAUCUUCCUUGGGAUAUUCAGUGGCUCUUUUGCAAUGGGAGCUGCUACUGGAGUGGUCACAGCUUUAGUCACCAAGUUUACCAAACUCCGUGAGUUCCCCUUGCUGGAAACUGGUUUGUUUUUCUUGAUGUCUUGGAGCACAUUCUUGCUGGCUGAAGCAUGUGGUUUCACAGGUGUGGUUGCAGUAUUGUUCUGUGGAAUCACCCAGGCCCAUUAUACCUAUAACAACUUGUCUACAGAGUCUCAGCAUAGAACUAAACAGUUGUUUGAGCUUCUGAAUUUCUUGGCAGAAAAUUUCAUCUUCUCCUACAUGGGACUCACAUUGUUCACCUUCCAGAAUCACGACUUCAACCCUACUUUUAUAGUGGGAGCCUUUCUUGCCAUCUUCCUGGGAAGAGCUGCUAAUAUUUAUCCCCUGUCCUUUUUACUUAAUCUGGGGAGAAGAAACAAGAUUGGAACAAAUCUCCAGCACAUGAUGAUGUUUGCCGGAUUGCGAGGCGCCAUGGCUUUUGCCUUGGCUAUUCGAGACACUGCCACUUACGCUAGACAGAUGAUGUUCAGCACAACACUCCUCAUUGUGUUUUUCACCGUCUGGGUUUUUGGCGGUGGCACUACAGCCAUGUUAUCUUGCUUGCAUAUCAGGGUCGGUGUGGAUUCGGAUCAAGAACACUUGGGUGUCCCGGAAAGUGAAAGGAGGAGUACAAAAGCGGAAAGUGCCUGGCUGUUCAGGCUGUGGUACAACUUCGAUCACAACUAUCUGAAGCCUCUGCUAACGCACAGUGGCCCUCCUCUCACAACGACACUGCCUAGUUGCUGCGGACCUGUUGCCAGAUGCUUGACGAGUCCUCAGGCUUAUGAAAAUCAAGAGCAGCUGAAGGAUGAUGAUUCUGACCUUAUUUUGAAUGACGGAGACAUCAGUUUGACAUACGGGGAUUCUACUGUGAACGCAGAUUCUAUCACCUCCGGUGGCACGUCGAGGAGGAUUGUGGGAAACAGUUCUGAAGAUGCUUUGGAUCGGGAGUUGGCAUUUGGGGACCAUGAACUUGUAAUACGGGGAACACGCCUGGUCCUUCCCAUGGAUGAUUCCGAGCCUCCGUCGAGUUUGGUAGAUAGUGCGAGACAUGGCCCAGCGUAAGAUUGACGUUGCUCGAUUUAAUUGACAAUAAUAUCUGCAUAUGUGAUCACGAAGAAAUAUGUACUACCUAAAAUCUAAUGCAUGUCUCAGAAUGUCUAAGCUGUAUAAAUAUUAUUUAUAUGGUGUCAGAAGAAUAUAAAUAUUCUCUACAAGAUGGCUUGUGACGAGCAAGCUGCAGUUUCUUGAGUUGAAAACCAUGCUGACUGCACUGUGUAGAAAGAAACUAGUUUUUAGCAUAAUAAUCUUUUGCACAUGGUGGACUUCUUUUCAAGUGGUGUGAUGUAUGGCCUUAGGUCCCAGCUAGGUAGGGAAAGUGGCUGAUUUCUCUGCAGAAUUCAGCUUGACACAGACCGAAAUGACAAAUGAAAUGUUGCCUUUGCUUUGCCCUACCUAGAGUUGUUAGGGAGGUGUCAGCUAAAGAUGUAAAUUGCUUAUUAGUCACAUGAUGACUGUUUUGGUCUCUCAUAUCUCUGAUUGUCAAAUACUCACAUUAUAAUAUUGGCAAAAUCUCUGCUCAAAGAUUGGCCAGAUGGUCUAGCAGCCAGCCAUACUCUGCACUGCUGUAUUUGAAUCUGAGCUGGGGUCCCCAUUUAUCCAGGCCAGGAGGAGCUGUAAGGCAUCAUUGACUCAGAAUGCUUUGCUCCUGGGAAGGAAAGGGAACAUUACGCUCGGAAGUGACUCGCCCACUCUACUAAGCCACUGUUUAGAUAAUGGGGAAUCAGCAGAAGCCAUUCUCAGCCUUCCUCCAGUCCAGGGUGGGUCACCAUGAUGUAUGACUUUUCAGAUUGGGGCCCAGAGCGUCAGUUUGUGUUUUGCUGUAGUAUUUGAGGGAAAGAAUUGAUCACACACAAGCUGCAUCAGGCUUACUGCACAGGCUUUGUAGUUGGUGAGUUUGCAUUUCAGGUGUGGCUUAAACAGCUUUUCUAGAGAUAAACACAUUUUUAACAGGUGAUUGAGUUCUGAAUUUUGGGAAGGGGCCAUGUCUCAUGCGAUUGAAGCUCUUUUACUAAUUAGUCAUUGAGGAAACUAAAUAAAUGUACAAGUCUACUGCAGUUCCAUGCUAUACCACGGAGUCACACCUAUCCAAACAGGAAGUGUAAAGGUUGUAGAUUGAAACUGUACAUGCAGAUUUCUUAAGAGGUAUUUAGAAAAUGAGGUGGUACUGAAAGGGAGUCGUCCGUACUCCUGUCUAGUUGAAAUUGUUGCACUUUGUUUGAUACACUGCAUGCUAAGGAGUUACUAUAAUCUCCUCCCUGAUUCAUUGUCAUGUCUCUUACUGUUUAUAAUAAAUGUUUGUGAGUUUCCAUGUUUUUACAUUUUUCCAAGGAAGAGCACAGAACAAUUUGCUAUUUCACAUUAGAGUACUGGGAUUUAUUCUUCAAUGAUGGGAAUGGCUAAAGGUGCAGUGAAAAUUUACGAAGCUGAGAACUCUUAUUUCUUGCUUUCUCCAAGAAAAAAGUUCCAGCCUAGAACUUAACUGCGUAUAAUUUUAAUUUAUUUUUAGCCACACAAUCAGCCAGUCCUUUCACAGUCACAAAUACACACACUACUGAUUUCAGAGUUAGCACUGACUCACUCUGUUAAAACAAGAACGCACUUCCUCAAGGUAGCGCGGGACCUGAUCCUAAGAGAUGUCUGAGCACUCCCAGUUCCAAGUGACUUUGCUUGGAAUUGAGAGUACUCUACACCUCUCAGAUCAGGACCUGAGACCUCAUUACAGUUUUCUUGGGAUGUUUACCCCCCACCACUGUUGUGGAGUGGGACAUUCAUGCAAAGGGGAGGAGAAACAAGGAAAUAUUUAGACUUUGACUGAGUGUAUAUUUAUAGUUCAGAAAAUAAAAUUACCUUUUUUCAUUUUCUCAGGUCUAAAUAACAUUGCCUUAAAAUUACCGAAAUGGAACUAAUAUUUUGCAGUUAAAAUAUCCCCAAGAAUUUUUUUUUCCUUUUCAAGCAAAAUGUACAGGUUUUUUCUGUAGGACUCCUCUAGAACUCUGUACAUUCUGCGUUUACAUUUUAGGAAAUAAGAAUCUUCAUUGCACCCAGUAAAUGGCAGUUUUAGCUGUUAACAUACCCAUUUGUUGUUUAGUGCUAGCCGGUUUGUUCCCUGCUAUGCAGGGUUUCCAUGCAGUGUGAAUUUUAUAUUAUGUCUGUAUCUUAACUUCAUGUGUUUAAAAAAAAAAAGAAAAGAAAAAAAAGUGAAUGUGUUGAUUUUUGGCUGCCGCACCAUUAUACAGCAAAUAUUUUUUUAUUUUGCCUUUUUAAAAAGAGGUAGGUUAAAUAACUACCUCCUAUUUUUUCCUCUGUAAGCUGGGUGCCUGUGAAUUCAAUUUACAAAGAUCCAUGCUGAUCCCAUAGAAUGUGGAAAACGCAGCUAUUGUUGUUCAGAUAUGCCUCUGAUAAGAGCGCAUCAUCUGAUGUCUUCAGUUACUAGCUAUUCAAAGCAAUUUGAGAUUGCUUCCCAAUCUCUCCUCGGGCGGAUCCACUGCUGUCAGAGCACUGGAGACCCCCAGCUUUGCCCACUUAGUAGUUUCAGUGGGGAAAUACCCAAUCACUCCGAUCCCAGUCAGAAUUCCUAUAAAGGUACGUCUAGACUGCGGCUUCGAGGGUGCUUCCCAAUGCAGGUAGACAAAUGCACUAGCUCUGCUCAAGCUAACACGCUAAAAUAGCAGUGUGGCUGUGAUGGCUCCAGCUAGCUAUCCCCGUCCAAUUCUGCCCGACCCUUCAGUACUACCAGUUUGUGCCGGUGCAGCCACGCUACUAUUUGUGGCGAGCUAGCAUGUGUCUGUCUACCUGCGUGGGGAAGCACCCUCCCAGAUGCUGCGUAGACAUUCCUAAGCGACAAUUCCUGAAACUUGUUUGCAGUGUCGUUAUAGCUGUGUUGGUCCCGCUUAUAUGAGAGAGAGAGACAGUGGGUUAGGUAAUAUCUUUGAUUGGACUAACUUCUCUUGGUGAAAGAGACAAGCUUUUGAGGCUACACAGGUCUCAAGAAGAGCUCCGCGUAAGCUCAGAAGCUUUUUUUUUCCACUAACAGAAGCUGGUCCAAUCAAAGAUAUUACCUCACCCACUUUGCAUUGAGUGUGCUGAAGUGUCCCUAGCAGCUAGGGCCUCAUCUGGUACUUAUUGGAAGCAGUGGCAAAAGCCUCACUGGUUUUGUCUAGCCUAGGACGAAAGGUGUGGUGUUAGAAUGUGUUUGCACGCAGCCUUUAUGUUUGGAAUUGGUCGAGUUCAAAACUAGGCAAUGCUCAACUUUUAAAACAUGUUAGUAAGAAGGCGUUAGCUAAUAUACGCUACUGUCGCCCCUGAAAUCCUACCCUAGACAAGGCCUUUGAUUUUGGAGUUAGGGCCUGCAUGCAUUGCCUCUAUAGCCUAAAACCCUGUGAGAAAUCAAGACUCACCUGGCAAUUCCAGGUAUCAUCACAAGGCCGGAAUUAACUCCUAUUAAUUAACUGUUGUUAAUGUGUUUCUCUCUCCAACUUUAAUACAUUAGCUACAAUAUUUGAAUUGCCAACACAUUACUACAGUCCUAGGCUUUUGAUGUCAAUUAACAUUUUAAUUGAUUAUUGAAGUACUUUAGAGAAAUAUUCUAGUGUGUAUAUUUUUGUGUGGUCAGAAAUUAUAUUGUGCGUUAAACAUAAUAUAAGGACUGCUUUAAAAAUAAAAACGGAAUGAGUGAAUCAAUCAAAGCUGAGAUUCAAGAGUGAGUUUAUAGAAACAGCUCAAACAAACAGUAAACUAUUUCCUUUAUCCUGUUGUAGUGGAGAAUACAGAGGUCUUGAUCUUCAGUGGUGUUGAGAACCUACAGUUUCCACUUACUGCAAAGGAAAUGGUGAAUGCUUAGCACCCCUGGCAUUCAAGCCUGUAGAUCUUUUGCCAAAUAUGUAAAACAGCCCCAGAUACACAAUUUUACAAUGCUUUUAUAAAGAUUUAGAGAUGUCACCCCUUGGGAAUCCUCUCAUCUGUAAAUUGAAUUGACUUGGGUUUUGCACAUGAAAAAGCACUGUUGAUCAAGUUUUGAUUUCUUCUAGUAUUGUUGAAUUGUCCAGUAAUGGCAUUAACUUCAGUAGUUGUGGUGUUUGUGCAGUUGGCUUGUGAUAGUUGAUGAUCAUUAUUGCACCUUUUGUUUACGCUGACUAAAUUUUUUACUGUUGCAUUGUACUGUGAAAGAAGGAUCCUAGGCCUAUAAAAAGUUCUUUUUUUCUUGAAUAAGUCUGUAGUGUUUCUUUAAUUCACAGGGAAAUAAAAACCUAUAACACAUGUAA